GCACUCGACGAACGACCUGCACACCGUCGCCCAAUUCGUCCUCGCAUGCACCUACUGCGGCGUAUCCCCCAUCGUGCGCGCGCCCAACAAAUCACCAGAAAACCUCGCGCGCAUCCUGGAUGCCGGCGCUGCUGCCGUCGUCAUCCCGCACGUGGAUUCCCUCGGCGGAAAUCAAGGCGCUUGUGCGCGCAGCCAAGUAUGCGCCGCUGGGCGACAGAGGGUGCACGAAUAACCAGCCGAUUCUCAACUUCCAGAAGGUGCCGACGUUCAAGCAGAAUGAGUUGCUGAAUCGCGAGACCAUGCUGAUUCCCAUGAUCGAAACGCCCGCCGCGGUUGAGCUGGUCGACGAGUACCUUGCCGUCGACGGCGUGGAUGGCAUACUCAUCGGUUCAAAUGACUUGUGCACAGAUAUGAGGAUUCCAGGACAGUAUGACAGUCCGGUGUAUCAGGAUGCGGUUGUGAAGAUUAUUGCGGCGGGCAAGAAGGCGGGGAAACCGAUUGGCAUUGGGGGGAUUGGGCCGCGGUUGGAUCUGCUGGAGAAGUUCUUUACGAUGGGCGCGUCAUGGUCGUUGAGUGGGGCGGAUAUGGCCAUGUUGCAGGCGGGGAUGCAGAAGUUGGGGAGUACGUAUGAGGAGUUGAAUGGGAGGGUGAAGGAGGCGAGGGAGAAGAUGUAGAUACCAUUUUUAUUUUUAGAUCGUUUUCCAAAUAUCCAUCAACUAGUUUUGCAAGCUUUCAAC
Molecule: messenger RNA, 737 nt
Organism: Parastagonospora nodorum SN15
Lineage: Eukaryota; Fungi; Ascomycota; Dothideomycetes; Pleosporales; Phaeosphaeriaceae
Exons: 1
Coding region: 120-674 (184 amino acids)
Cellular component (GO): cytoplasm
Molecular function (GO): aldehyde-lyase activity
Source: RefSeq, a predicted model, not a curated record